UCUGGUCGUAGCUUAGCGCCAAUUCCCUGCUGCAACUUAGUGGUUGUCGGAGUGUCAUUUAGUUUCAACGCCCUAGAUAUAAGAAACCCAUUUGAAUGCGGUGAGUUUUUGUUUUCAUUGGUUCGUUCAGCUGCAACAACAAGCCGGGCAGUCUUAAUCGGCAGUUGUAAUGGACCUGGAAGACGGAGAACUUUCAGGGUCAGGCUCGGAUUCAGAGAUGGGCACCAGAGCGUCAGAAUUCAGCGGCCAUUCAUUCCAGAACAGAGGCGCCGUCCAGGCACCUGCCGCCUCCUACAGAAGCGCUGGGAAAACGGUGGAGUCCAGCGACAGUGACGAGGAGUCAUCGGAUGAAGAAGCAGCUGUUUGGCGCAAGAAGCGUCAGAAAGUGUCCAGCGCUCCUCAGCCACCUCCCCGCACCAGUCAACCUCCCCGCAUGCCCGAGCCGUUUUCCGCCAGAGGCCGCAAGGUGAACAAUAUCUGGGGCUCUGUGGUGCAGGAACAGUGUCAGGAUGCUGUAACCGCAGAACUUGGUUUCUUUGGAAUGGAAGGGGAGAUCAACAUGUCUACUCGCAGCGUAGAGACCUACAACUAUGUUCUUGCAAGAAAGAUCAUGGAGAAGGAGAGGGAGGAGGAGAGGCUGGUUAAAGACGACGGGGAGGUUAGAAUGCUUGAUGACCAGCUGGAGGAGUACAUGAAAGGUCAGGGCCCGGUGGGUAGAGGAAGUGACACCAAGAGGAAGAGGCAUGUGAAAGAAAGACUGGCUGCCCGAGCGGAGAUGGACAUCAAGGGUCGGUUUGAGAUCACGGAAGAUGAUCCAGAUGACAGGGUGGUGGAUGAGAUCGCUCACAGGCUGCAGGAGCCCAAGAAAGAUCUGAUCGAGCGAGUUGUGAGAAUAGCCGGGAAGAAAGCAGCCAUCGAGCUUCUGCACGAGACGGCCUCAGUGGAGGAGAACGGUGGCUUGUUCACCAUGGAUGGCAGCAGGCGCCGCACCCCCGGUGGGGUCUAUUUAAACCUCCUAAAGAAAGCUCCAAGCGUCAGCAAGACACAAAUCAAGAAGAUAUUCUUGGAGGAAUCUCAGCAGGGACUGAGGAACAAGAAAGCAGCUCAGAAGCGGAGGUGUCAUGUGAUUGCCAAGAAGAUGAAGCAGGCGAUCGGAACGCUGAACCUGCAGGAACAUGACGACGUUUCCAGAGAGACUUUUGCUAGUGACACCAAUGAAGCGCUGGAGUCUCUAGAGGAGCCUGCGGAGGAGGAAGAGGGAACCCAAAGGGAAGUCCCUGCCGGCACUGAGGAGACGCCGGUGGUCUACAGCUCGGCAGACCUCGAGGUCUUCUGAACUCUGUAGGAUAUAUGCAAAUGUAACACUGAAUGCACUCUGUUGUCAAAAGGAAGUCUUCUGACAACGUGUCUUGUUUUUUUUUUUUAAAUGUUAACUGAAAUGGCAUGGUAAUAUGGUUCCCUUCUUUAAGCACAAAGAUCUACAUUUUGGUUCGGUCCAGUAUCUGACAUGGUGUGGAAUUCUAAUCAAACUAUAUCAUGUGGAAUUCAAAUAAAUAUGACUGGUAAAAAAAUAA
Messenger RNA from Synchiropus splendidus (mandarinfish), 1574 nucleotides. RefSeq names its product phosphorylated adaptor for RNA export (gene phax). The record is from RefSeq and is a predicted model, not a curated record. Gene Ontology annotation, cellular component: nucleus. The coding region runs from base 170 to 1336 and encodes 388 amino acids. Gene Ontology annotation, biological process: snRNA export from nucleus. The transcript is spliced from 2 exons. Lineage: Eukaryota; Metazoa; Chordata; Actinopteri; Syngnathiformes; Callionymidae.